AAAAUCACUCAGAAAUAUGUGAUUUCCUCGAAAUUUUGAGAAGCAAAAUCUUUUGGGUAGAUCGUAAAGAAUCUGUGGUAAUAUCUAAAUAUGAUUUCCAAUAAUCCAACGAGAUGUGCAGCUUGCAGAUUUUUGAGAAGAAGAUGCCCUCAAGAUUGUGUUUUGGCCCCCUAUUUUCCCUCCUCCAAUCCAGAGAGAUUUGCUUGUGUUCAUAAGAUCUUUGGUGCCGGCAACAUUACCAAAAUGUUAGAGCAACUUCCAGUCCAUUUAAGAGAAGCAGCAGCAGACUCCAUGUUUUACGAGGCAUCGUUACGCGUUGAAGAUCCAGUUUAUGGAUGUGUUAGAAUUAUUUCUCAAUUGCAACACCAUAUAUUGGAGGCUCAAUCCGAGAUACUCAAGACAAACGGUCAAAUAGCAUCCUACAUUGCACAACAGCAACUGCACCAGCAGCAGCAAAAUGUUGUUCAUGGUGCAAGUUACCAGCAAGACAUGCAGAUCAGUGAAUAUUCGGGGGUUGGCUGGGACGUGCAAACUUUAGCAAAUGACUCUUACUUUCACACAUAAAGAUGUGCAAAUCUUUGCAGACGUGAGCUAUGCCAGUUAGCGAAGGCAGUGUGCCGACUACAUGCAUUCAAGUUCAAAUUCUUCUCCCUAGGGAUUAGAAUAGCAUAGAAUAUCGUUUUUGUCAGAACAAACAG
Messenger RNA from Malus domestica (apple), 698 nucleotides. The record is from RefSeq and is a predicted model, not a curated record. NCBI's taxonomy places the organism in Eukaryota, Viridiplantae, Streptophyta, Magnoliopsida, Rosales, Rosaceae.